Canariomyces notabilis is the source of this 2119-nucleotide messenger RNA. RefSeq names its product HAD-superfamily hydrolase. Gene Ontology annotation, cellular component: mitochondrion. The transcript has a single exon. Gene Ontology annotation, biological process: glycerophospholipid biosynthetic process. Bases 327 to 1898 code for a protein of 523 amino acids. The record is from RefSeq and is a predicted model, not a curated record. Lineage: Eukaryota; Fungi; Ascomycota; Sordariomycetes; Sordariales; Chaetomiaceae.
UACGCCUCCAGUGGGGAGGAUGGAGAGUCGCCGAAGACACCGGCAUGGACUCGCCGUUUCGCAGGCGAAACACACGUUCCAAAACUGGAUACGAUGCAGGGAGGUUGACUGAAGAGAUUUACUCAUGUCAUCCAGAUAUAAGAUCGCGCCUUCCCCUAGAUUCAUCCGUUGAUUGUCCUCGAGCUAACAACCCUACUCGCACUUUGUGAUAUUCCCGCAAGACGAUAUUCGUUGUUGUAUCCACAUCUUUCUGGCUUCAGUACACCAAGCCCCAGAAUUUUACUUUCCUGCAGCUUUCUGAAGAGAAAAUAAAGGAACCAGGCACUAUGUCGGGUUUCAAGGAGGUUGAUUUCGGCAUGCCGUCGCCGAAGCAGCGUGUUCAUACACCUCCAGACUCCCCUGACAAGACAACGCGGCCAAAAGACUCGCCCUUAGACACCAAGAAGGACAGUUUGGGCGAGAACCGCGGGAGUAUUCGCCAUAGACGGUUGGGAAGCUGGGGUAACAUGGUUCCCAUCGAGACAUCGCCUGGCUCACAUAAUACGAUCGAAGUGCCGGCCCUGAGGUCUCCCGAUGCAGACACCUCACCAUACAUGCACAAUCUGUCGCUUUCUCCUUCGAUGCGGGAGCGGAGGGUGUCUCGCAACUCGUUCGGGGCUGCCCUGCCCAUCCCCAAGUCAAAGAGACAAUCUCGUCUCAGCAGCGUUACGUUUCCGGGGAUUCAGGAUGUGCUGAAGAGGCCUGGCAUGCCACCGAUCCAGCCAACGCGAGAAAUAUUGGCAUCCCAGGUGCAAGAUGUGUACGCUGAGAAGGUCAAGGCGGCCAAGAAUAUGGCCUUUGUCUUUGACAUUGACGGCGUGUUGGUGCAUGGCGACCGCCUGAUACCGGAAGGCAAGCGUGUCCUCGACAUGCUCAACGGCGACAACCAGCUCGGCAUCAGGAUCCCCCACAUUUUCCUGACCAACGGCUCUGGCAAGCCAGAGCUGGCUCGCACAGAGCAGCUGUCCAAAAUUCUCCAGAACCCCAUCAGCACCGAGCAGUUCAUACAAAGCCACACGCCUAUGCGCGCGCUUGCGGAGUAUUACAACACGGUUCUCGUCGUCGGCGGCGAAGGAACUCGGUGCCGCGAGGUUGCCGAGCAAUACGGCUUCAAGGACAUCAUCGUGCCCAACGACAUCGUCGCGUGGGACCCUUCAAUCGCUCCAUACAGGGUCUUUACCGAGGAAGAACGUGCAGCGGCGCGGCCCCGCGACUUUUCCAAGAUCAACAUUGACGCCAUCAUGGUCUUCUCCGACUCGCGUGACUACGCGACCGACAUGCAGAUCAUCGUGGAUCUGCUGCGGUCCGAGAACGGGCGGCUGGGCACCAUCGCCAAGGACCCGGUCUCGCAGCGCAUCCCCAUCUACUUCUCCCAGGGCGACAUGCUUUGCCCCACAGAGCACCCCAUCCCGCGCAUGAGCCAGGGCGCAUUCCGCAUCGGCCUCGAGGCCAUGUACAAGGCGCUGACGGGCGUCGAGCUGGAGCGCGUCGUCUACGGCAAGCCCGAGUUGGCGACGUACAAGUACGCCGACGAGGUCAUCGCCUCGUGGAUGGACAUAUUGCACGGCGAGGAACGUGUGCCCGAGAACGUCUACAUGAUCGGCGACAACCCGGCGUCCGACAUUAUUGGCGGCAACAUGUACGGAUGGAACACGUGCUUGGUCCGGACGGGAGUGUUCCAGGGUGGUGAGAACGACCCCGAGAAUCCGGCCAGUUUUGGCGUCUUUGCCAAUGUGUGGGAGGCGGUCACGGCGGCCUGUCGCAAGGAGCUGGGUGAUGACUUUGUGUUCAAGUGGGACGACAAGGGUGUCAACCCGGUCUUGCACGACAGCGCCGCCGCGUCGGCUAUUGAGGUUUGAGCAUGCAUCGUGGGUAUUGGCGUUUUGGGAUAUGUUGGUUAGAUGAGAUGGCUGUUUGGUUUUUCCGGUUUCGUUGGACUUGCUGGAUAAGGGGAUUAGACAACGUACAAAAACAAACCGCAGUAGAUUAAGUAUUACUAGCAUAUGUUGAUACCAGCCUGGGGCACUACAAUCGUUUGUCUCGUUGAUAGUCAGUUGUGGUAGAUAUCUGAAUAGAGGGA